This is a messenger RNA of Mercurialis annua (annual mercury), 1129 nucleotides long. RefSeq lists its product as uncharacterized. The record is from RefSeq and is a predicted model, not a curated record. NCBI's taxonomy places the organism in Eukaryota, Viridiplantae, Streptophyta, Magnoliopsida, Malpighiales, Euphorbiaceae. The transcript has 4 exons. Bases 86 to 802 code for a protein of 238 amino acids.
UUCGGGUCAGGCACCGCUAACUUUUUGUAAAACCAAAACUCAAUUUCCUACCAAAACCCAUCUUCCUCGCUAAAACAAAAAUAACAUGUAUCAUCCGAGCAGAGGUGGAGUUCGCGGUGGCCGUGAUCAAUUUAGUUGGGAUGAGGUGAAAGUGGACAAACAUCGGGAGAAUUAUCUGGGUCACAGUAUUAAGGCUCCCGUCGGAAGAUGGCAGAAAGGAAAAGAUCUACACUGGUAUACCAGGGAUAAAAAUUCUGGGAGUUCAGCUGCAGAUGCUUUAAAAGAAGAGAUAAAAAGAAUUAAGGAAGAGGAGGACCAAGCAAUGAGGGAGGCACUUGGCUUAGCUCCAAAGCGUGCUAGUCGGCCUCAAGGAAAUCGACUUGAUAAACAUGAAUUUUCAGAACUUGUUAAGCGAGGUUCUACAGCAGAAGACGUGGGAGCAGGGCAUGCAGAAGCUGCACGUGUUGACGGUCUAGGUUUUUCAAGGGCCCCACGUCCAUGGGAAGAUCCGAGCACUCUUCCUCUUACUCCAAAAGAAGUUCCACCGGAGCCCGUAAAGGAGGUUGUUGUACCUGAUCCAUCAGCGAGGAACUCCGGAGGAGAUGUAUCAGAGGACGAAGAUGAACGGAGAAGGAAGCACCAGGAGAGGAAACUUGAUAAGGAGAAGAAACAUGAAAGACAUGAUAGGUUUGAUAAGGAGAAGAAACAUGACAGACGUGAAAGGCGUGAAAAACGACGUCCUCAUGAUUCGGAUGACAGAAAGAAACACAAGAAGAAGAGGCAUGAUUCUGACUCUCACUGAAUAGACAUCCACUUUUUGGGUCAUAUGACAAAUUUAUCCUCUCUGUGGAAAUGGAAUUUCAAACCAUUCUCGUAAGAAUCUAAGCAACAGUAUUGCUGAGAUAAUGGUGUCGCUGUAAAGAAAUCUCGUGUAAAAGCCUAAUGCCCACAGAAUUUUCUGCGAGCAAACUGUAAUUUUCCAUUUGGUUAUUCCCAAAAUCAAUAGUUGGGUGGUGGUAUAUACCUAGCACUUUCAAACAAGAACUCAACAAAAAUCAAAGUCUUUUUCAAAUCGAACUGAAACUUGAUCCUUUUGGAACCGAAUAGGUAUUAAGAUUGUUUUUAAUUA